UACCUUUCCUCUGGCUUUCCAACAAAUUAUUAAUCGCUGUCACAUCUUUGAGACACAAAAACAUCAUCGGAAUUUGAAGGUUUGAACUCAUUCUCAAUGGCCAGUGAGACAAGUAGAAGCUCCAGAAGGGUUGGAACAAGAACAAAUUCAUCAUCACAAGCACCAGAGGCUGAAGAGAUCGUACCUAAUUCAGGAUGGACAGACGAUGAUUCAGGCCAUUUUCUUCUCGUAGAUCUUCCCGACUUCAAGAAGGAGGAGGUGAGUCUUCAAGUUGAUACCUCCGGUGGCUGCAUAAUUGUGAAAGGCGAAAGGUAUACAAAUGAACAGAAACGUGUUCACUUUGAGCUGAAAUUUGCAGUGCCAGCAGAUGCAGAUUUGGAGAACGUAUCCGGAAACUUUGACAGUGAAAUCCUUCACGUGCACGUUCCCAAGCGAGCUUCACAAGAGAAUAGAGAAAGUGGCAGAGAGAAAGCUUCAAAUAGGGCAGAAGAAACUGAAACUGAGGAACACGAUGCUGUGAAUGAGGAUUAUGUUGGCCAUGGACAUGACAGCGAGAAUGAAGAAAGAGGAAAUAAAGAUACACAUAACAUAUAUGAUUAUUCUCAGAACUUAACAAGGAAGAGGGAGCAAAAACACUUAUCAAGAACUCUAAUGGAGGUUCUGAUGAGAAACAAGGGAGUUGUUACAGCUGCUAUUGUGGCUUUUUCCUUUGGUUUGUAUGUUUCUCAUAAGUUCCAUUCAUGGAAUGAACCAUAAGUGAAGUCCCUUAGUUGAAAACUAUACAUCAAUCUAUUAUAUAUAUACAAAAGUAACAAUAUGUGUUAGGUUGAUAUUAUAUAUAUAUAAUCAACAAUGCGUGUAUUUUAUUCCUUUUUU
This is a messenger RNA of Vigna unguiculata (cowpea), 876 nucleotides long. RefSeq lists its product as uncharacterized. Gene Ontology annotation, biological process: cellular response to heat. The record is from RefSeq and is a predicted model, not a curated record. Lineage: Eukaryota; Viridiplantae; Streptophyta; Magnoliopsida; Fabales; Fabaceae.